This is a messenger RNA of Truncatella angustata, 393 nucleotides long. RefSeq lists its product as uncharacterized. Lineage: Eukaryota; Fungi; Ascomycota; Sordariomycetes; Amphisphaeriales; Sporocadaceae. The transcript has 2 exons. Bases 1 to 393 code for a protein of 130 amino acids. The record is from RefSeq and is a predicted model, not a curated record.
AUGGUACUCAACGGAAGAGCCACUGCGAAAGACACGGAACAGGAUAUCACAAUCUCUCCCAUUGACUUCUGGAACACAGACCUACAUGACAAGAUCGACAAGCUCGUGGCAAGAAACCGUGUUACUCACGCUGCCGCUCAAGUCUAUGAGACCAGCUUGACAGUGUCAGUCAACGAGAGACAUGAACUUGAUCUUGCAAAGCGGGCGGAACAGCUUGACAUCAAAUGGCAGGAGAUUGUGAGACAUCUACAAAGAUGGAGCUAUUAUCUCCGGUUUGGAAAGCGACUGCUUUUGAUGAUCGCUUUCAAGCUCUCUAAUAAGAAUGGGCCUGGAGCCAGCGUGGGAGGGCGUAGACGUGGACACCAAUCGGCUACUACAGUACAGCUUUUGUAA